Eutrema salsugineum is the source of this 1311-nucleotide messenger RNA. Its product is annotated as DNA ligase 1. Bases 104 to 1222 code for a protein of 372 amino acids. Lineage: Eukaryota; Viridiplantae; Streptophyta; Magnoliopsida; Brassicales; Brassicaceae. The transcript is spliced from 6 exons. The record is from RefSeq and is a predicted model, not a curated record. Gene Ontology annotation, molecular function: DNA binding.
ACUCUUCUUCAUCAAUGGCUUUAGCCGGAAAAGUACCUUGGCGUUUGAUAAAACGAUAAAAUUGGGCGGAAAUUGUUUUUCUCCGAGCUACCUCCGUUCGGGAAUGUCGCUACAUUUAGGGCUAUUCAUGGAGAUGAAAUACCAUUUUCAGUCAAAUCAAUGCGGUCGGUGUUUCCCAACUGCAAUUUACUGGAAUCUCAAAGAACCCAUCAUAUUGAGAAUAUCCAAUUCACUUGCAUCUAUCAGACGAUUGGAGUCAAAACCUGCUGCUACUGUACGGUCAUUGUACAAUGCGAUUGAGUUUAAUAGCAAAGAAGUCAAUCCAGGUAGUUUCGAAGUGCAGGCUAUGGACAAAGAUGCUGAAGCUGAUUGCUCCUCAGAGGAUAAGCAGAGUGAUAGGAGGAUGAAAGAAGAGGAAAGGAGAAGAAAGAUUGGAUUAGCAAAUAAAGGAAAGGUGCCAUGGAACAAAGGAAGGAAACACAGUGAAGACACUCGGAGACGAAUCAAGCAGAGAACAAUUGAAGCUUUGAGAAAUCCCAAGGUUCGGAAGAAGAUGUCUGAGCAUCAACAACCACACAGUGAUGAAACCAAGGAGAAAAUAAGAGCUUCAGUGAAACAAGUUUGGGUAGAAAGGUCAAGAGUGAAGCGACUAAAAGAGAAAUUCACUUCAUUUUGGUCAGAAAACAUUGCAGACGCUGCAAGGAAAGGAGGGAUUGGCGAACUCGAACUCCAUUGGGACAGCUACGAAAAUGCAAAACAGGAGAUUUCAUCUGAGCAGCUUCAGUUGGCUGAAGAGAAAGCAAGAACAAAAGAACAAAACAAGUUGAGAGAAGAAGAAGCUGCACAAGCCAGGACCGAGAAGAUGAGGAGAGUCGCAGAACGAAAGAAAGAACGUAAAGAGAGAGACCAAAGAGAGAAAAAGGUUCGAAAACCAAAGCCUAGCAAAGAGAAUGCAACCAUUGCCUCUGGUUCUAAACUGAAGAAGAGACUCACAAAGAUUCACAAGAAGAAAACAAGCCUUGGUAAAAUCGCUAUUGGAAAGGAUAGAGUUGUUUCAGUUGCAGCUAAGCUGGAGAAGCUGGACUUGGAACUGAUAAGGAAAGAGAGAACAAGAGGAGAUAUCUCACUUGCUGAUCAGAUCGAAGCCGCCAAAAACCUACGUGGAAAUGAUUAUUUAUCAAGAUUUGGUCUUUUUGCCAUGAGAUCAAUGGAUUUUGAUUAAAUUCUUUUUCAACUCCCAGUCUAUAGAACUGUCUCUUUACUUGUUGUGCCACGAAAUACUGACAUAAGACUUCAGGAUAUAUAACUAGA